Paramecium tetraurelia is the source of this 640-nucleotide messenger RNA. RefSeq lists its product as uncharacterized. Lineage: Eukaryota; Ciliophora; Oligohymenophorea; Peniculida; Parameciidae. Gene Ontology annotation, biological process: protein peptidyl-prolyl isomerization. Gene Ontology annotation, molecular function: peptidyl-prolyl cis-trans isomerase activity. The transcript is spliced from 3 exons. The record is from RefSeq and is a predicted model, not a curated record.
AUGUUUAGAAUUGGAAGAAUAUUCCCCAUAUCAGUCCCACCUGCUCAUCCAAAUCCACUCACAAGAGUAUUUUUUGAUGUUGAUGUGGGUGGCACUCCAUUAGGUAGAAUAGUAUUCUAGCUCUUUGAUAAUAUAGCUCCAAAGACAGCAACUAAUUUCUUGAGAAUUGCUCAGGGGGUUUAAGUAGAUGGCAAGAAGCUUCAUUAUGAGGGAUCUUAAAUCAAUAAGAUUCUACCAUUCAGAGGAAUUUGGGGUGGCGCAUUAGGUGGAUCUAUCUAUGGAAGAACAUUCCCAGAUGAAAAUUACAGUAUCAAACAUAACAGAGCAGGAUUGCUUACAACUUCAAAUCCUAAAAUCAAUAGCAAUGAUGCUGGUUUCAUAAUUACUUUGGGUCCAGCUGAAUGGCUCGACAAAAAGUCAGUUGCAUUUGGAGAAGUAAUCUAUGGUAUAUAGCAUGUGAGAGCCAUAGAGAAAUUAGGUGGAUUAUCUGGUGCUCCAAAAAAGUCUGUUGUAAUUAAACAAAGUGGUGUCAUUACUGAACAUGAAUAUCAUAAAUACGAUGUAAUAGAGGAACCAAAUAUUUGGAAUUUGUAAAGUCAUCAUUGAUAGAUAAUCAAUAACAUAAUAAUAUCAAAAAGCA